Iphiclides podalirius (scarce swallowtail) is the source of this 3093-nucleotide messenger RNA. NCBI's taxonomy places the organism in Eukaryota, Metazoa, Arthropoda, Insecta, Lepidoptera, Papilionidae. The record is from the annotation of a GenBank genome assembly.
AUGCCACGUCCACCGACAAAGGAGUCCAUGUAUCUAGCGUAUACAAUACAUGCCGCUCUAUGUGCUGACUACAGUGUUCCUGUGGACUGCGUAUCCGCUGGGCCUGCACCGCGCCCGAGCUCUUUCCACGAAAUAUCCGCGCCUAAAGUCGAAUUCAUAGAGGCGUACUGCACACCGCGCGACACAGCACGCCGCUCGCCGCAGCGCGGACGCCGUUCGCGGGAGCCGCGUAGAUCGCCUGACGCUCAAUGGCGUUGCGAGUCGCGUCGGCCCCACGACUUUGAGUCGGCCCGCCGUCCGUACGACUACGGUUCGGGGCGACGCUACCGCGGCUACGACGACGACUCUACACGCCGGCCUUCGUACGACGACGACUCUACGCGGCGGCCCGCCUACGACGCGGAGUCGGCACGGCGGCGCGCUGACUACGAGUCGGCGAGGCGCACCGACUUCCACUUGUCGACGCCCGGUGCGUCGCGUCGCAGCCCCGAGAGCGCCCCAGAGGGAUCCGCGGACUCGCCCCCCGAGCCGGCCCCGUCAGCGCCGCUACGCCAAGAGAGGCAGCUGAGGCAUCGCUCACAACCAUACUACGAAUCCGAAUCGUCUUCAGGCGACCAGUCUACGUCGACGGACGACGACGAGGAGGAGUUUGGGGAGUUCGAUCCGUUCGCGACCGCCCCCUCCCUGCAUUCCCCGGACAGUGGCCGAUCGGACCCGCGAUACGCGAACGCGCCGCGCCGCAACCCCAGCCCGUACUACUACGGCGACCUGUUCAAGACAGCGCCACCGGCAGCCCCGCCCGCGCCCGCGACCACCUCCUCCAGGGGCUCCCGCUACAGAAAGUCGGCAAGCCUCGACGCACCCCACGUCGCGCCGCGCCCCAACCUGCCGAAGCGGUUCUCGGUCGCCGAGGAUGGCUUCCGUGAGCUAGAGCGCUCGUCGUCUUCGUCGGGCGAGGGCGCGUGGAUGCCGCCGCGGCGGCGCGGUCGUGACGCGGCCGGCUGCGCGUGCGCCGCGUCCGAACAUGUAGAGGAGGCGCGGGCAUCGCGCAGCGUGUUCUACGUGCCGGCGCCCCUCCCGCGCUGGCCCCGAGAGAUGACUGCCCGACAGAUCUACGAGACCGCUUUCGACUGCAAGGUCGCGCGCUCCGACGACGAUCUCGACGACUUCGACCGCGUCAGCAACCACCCCGCUCUGCUGCAGGCCGAAGAGCGCAAUGUCGUCUCGUCCACUUCUUCCGCUUUCGAGGCGGUCGAGCGCGGGGAACCGGACUAUAAGGGCCGUCGCAAGGUGACCAUGAAAACGGACAGCGUCCGACGCUCGAAGAUACCCACGAUACGCCAGAAGAAGGAGAACGAAAACAAUGCGAGCGCUCUGUCGGAGGAGCUCGAGAAGGUGCACAUUGAAGAAGAGGGUCGGAUUGCGUCCACUUCUCAGCUGCCCCUAAGGGGAUACACCCCGUCGCCGCCGUCGACAGCACCUCUGCCAACAAAGUUUCAACAGAAAGACGGAUCUGCUAUGAACAGUAUAAAGAGCGCACCCAAUUUGCCUCAAUCACAACUAGCACACCCAAGACUCAAGGAUCUAAGAUUGCCUGUAAAGUCGUUGCGAGCCCGAGACACUCCUACCAGCAGUGAUGCCAGUAUGGCUGACGUUAAGGGGUCCGCUUCAACGGAGCUCGAUAUUGGACAGAGGUUGAGAGAUUCGAGUCGCGAAUCGCGCGAUGACGAGGACGAGAGGCAAUCAAAGGACGGUAUUUUUUUAGAGAUUAAGGGCCGACCCACUUCCGAUUCCGACAGACCAAAGCUGAAUCGGUACCCAGGGCCUAAGGGGGUCGGCCCUAUAAUAGAGUUCAAAGGAAGGCCUACUGUAGCCCGCCCGCGGAGGAAAUAUUCGAGUACGGAGAGCAUGGCUACCAGCAGCAGUGGAGGCAGUAUGGAAUCGCUGCGUAGUAGCAACAGCGAGGGUGACAGAAGCAGCAGCAGUUCGGAGAGCCGCCAUUCCUCUUCGCUCAGCUCGCACAGCUCGGACUCGGGUAACGUGCCAUUCGCAAAGUCCCUGCACCACAUGCAGCUGUCGGGGUUUGGGCAUCAUCCGAAUAAGCUGCACAUUCUGAGCCCGAUAUCGGACAAGUCGCAGGAGCCGGGCUCGGAGACGUCGGACAACAACAAGAACAACAACUCGCAGAAAGUGUCCCCCGAGGACUUGGAGACGGGCAACGCGGCGGUCACAACGGAGAUCGCUACUAAGACGAAGCGCCGCGCCUUGCAGAACAAGAACCUGCUGAACAUCUCUUUCCGGCACUCGGUGACCGGGGACACCGAGAUCCAGGGCUCUGACAGCGGCAUAUCGAUACACUCCAGGGAGGGUGUCGACUCGCGGAACGCGUUCAUCAACUUCAAGAACAGCAGUAGUGUGAAAGAGGAGAAAAAAGGAGACGACGUGGACUUGUCGGAUCUCCCAUUCGACAUGCCCAAACUGCGGCGUCGACGCGCCGAGGCCGAAGUCGACCUCCGGUCUCUGCCAUUCGACAUGCCCAAGUUGCGCCGGAAGCUGCGCGGCCAGUCCUUGCAGCUGAGCGGCGACUUCGGCGGCGCCAUGUCCAACGCCUCCUCCAGCCAGAGCGUGCAGGAUUUGAACCAAGGUAACAAGCAUAGGGCGAAGUUGACCCUAAACUUCGAGGGUGGCAGCGGCAGCUCGGGUAGCGGGAAGGGGUUGCAUCUGAACUUGGGACCCAUCGCCCCCCCGCGGGAUUUGGUUGACGCAUCGCUACCGCUCGACCGACAAGGGUGGUACCACGGCACGUUGUCCCGAGUGGAAGCGGAGGGAUUGCUCCGAGAGGCAGAUGAGGGUGCCUUCCUCGUCAGGAACAGCGAAUCGGCGAAACACGACUACUCGUUGAGUUUGAAGUCGACGCGCGGGUUCAUGCACAUGCGCAUCUGCCGCGGGGGGGAGGGGUACACCCUGGGGGGCGCGGCGACCGCUUUCCCGAGCGUGCCAGCUCUGAUGCGCCACUACGUGACGGCGCAGCGGCUGCCCGUGCGGGGCGCGGAGCACAUGGCCCUCUCCACGCCGCUGCCCGCCGUCCUGCUC